AUGCCGAAUCCCACCAAGGACCUUCACACGGUGGAUGACACCUCGUUCCCCUACAUUGUCGAGCAGAAUGCCACCAUUCGCUUGGUUCACAGUAAUGGACUCGUGAGAUGCAACGUCUAUCGUCCCAAGGGCGUGGAUCGCGUCCCUGUGUUGGUCACAUACGGACCUUAUGGAAAGGACAUUCACUACAAAGACUUCCAUCCCAAGUCAUUCUCUGAGGUGAAUCCUAACCACAAGUCUGCACACUCAGCAUGGGAAACCCCCGAUCCGGCAUUCUGGACCGGCCACGGAUAUGCCGUCGUGCGUGCCGAUGAAGUUGGCACUGGGCAGUCCCCCGGCACGCUCGACACCAUGUCGCGAAUGACGAGCGAGGCUUUCUGCGAAGUUGUGGAGUGGGCGUCCGAGCAAGCCUGGAGCAGCGGGAAAGUCGGUCUUCUCGGCAUCUCGUACUAUGCAGGAAGCCAGUGGCGUGUCGCAGCCAGGAAGCCCAAGGGCCUCGCCGCCAUUGUGCCCUGGGAAGGCAUGUCCGACUACUACCGUGACAGGUGCCGUCAUGGCGGCAUUUCGUCCAACAGUUUUAUCAAAUUCUGGUGGAACAGACAGGUGGUCACGAACCAAUACGGCAGGCCAGGAAGAAGCGCCUCCUCCUGGGGACCGGACACAAUCGAAGGCGACCUGCCAGAGGAGGAGCUUGUUGCCAACAGAAACGAUCAGACCAUUGACAACCAAGCGCACCGAUUCAGGGACGAAGAAUACUAUUCUUCCAAGGAAUACGACAUGGGCGACAUUGAAGUGCCCCUCCUGUCUGUGGGCAACUGGGGCGGCAUUCUGCUUCACCUGCGAGGAAACAUUGAGGGAUACAUCCACGCUGGCAGCCAACACAAGUUUCUUCGCAUGAUUGUUGGAAGACAUGAUCUUCCAUUCUACUAUGACGAAGAAGUCUCUGUGCAGAAGAGCUUCCUGGAUGCAUUCCUCAAGGGAGAGGACAAAGAUGGCUGGACAUCGGGUCAAAUGCCACCUGUCAGCCUCGUGCUGCGGAAAGGCAACCUGGGGUUCAACAACCCCCAAAAGGAGAAGGAGUUUCCUCGACGCGAUGAAACUGAAUGGCCCAUAGCGCGCACGCAGUACACUAAACUGUACUUGACGCCCGAUCUGAAGCUGCAGGACAAGGCGGGGGUGACGAAUCGGCACAAGCUCUCGUACAAAGCACUGGGCACAUUGGAAAACCCGCAGUGUCUUCAGUUCACCACUGAAUCUUUUGAUCGUGAGACGGAGAUCACUGGACACAUCACGGCGCAUUUGAACGUCUCCGUGACCCCCGACGCCGGCGGACCCACGCCUAGCGACAUUGACGUCUUUGUCACGCUCCGCCAUCUGGAUGCAGAGGGAUCUGAAAUCUUCUAUACAGGCACUGCUGGAGAUCCUGUACCAUUGACCAAAGGCUGGCUGAGGGUGUCCAUGCGUGCGGUGAACACCGCGCACCCGAAGCACAGAGAGUGGUUGCCGCAUCGAGACUAUACAAGUGCGGACGUUCUCCCGGUCAUCCAAGGAGAGAUGUAUGCAAUCGAUGUCGAGGUUUGGCCCACUAAUGUUAUUGUUGGUGUGGGUGGCAAGCUGGUCUUUGAGAUCUCGUCCGGUGACACUCAAGGAUCAGGCAUCUUUGGCCACAAUGAUCCCGUUGACAGGUCUCGUGAGAAAUUCCAAGGAGUUAACCAUUUGCAUUUCGGGCCAGGCAUCGAAUCGUUCAUCACCUUGCCAAUCAUUCCGAGCAAAAGCGAAUAG
Emericellopsis atlantica is the source of this 1782-nucleotide messenger RNA. Its product is annotated as Alpha/Beta hydrolase protein. The coding region runs from base 1 to 1782 and encodes 593 amino acids. The record is from RefSeq and is a predicted model, not a curated record. NCBI's taxonomy places the organism in Eukaryota, Fungi, Ascomycota, Sordariomycetes, Hypocreales, Bionectriaceae. The transcript is spliced from 3 exons. Gene Ontology annotation, molecular function: dipeptidyl-peptidase activity.